UAUAUAAUAUGUCAGGGUGCUUCAAAAAUAAAGAACAUAUGUCAGUGAGUGAGUGGAUGUGAUUAUCUUCUUCGUUAUUAUAGUCAUUCGUCUUCUUGUUCUUCUGAUAUACAUCAAAAGAACAUGCCGUUCAACAAUUACGAAGCCUGGAGAUUCUCCACCCAAAAUUACUUGAUAAUUCAAGGUCUCUUCGGCUAUGUGGAUGGAAGUGAGUCUCAACCUUCAACACAUAAUCAUGAUCAACCUGGUUAUGAAGAUCAGCUUAAAAAUUGGAUGAUGAAGAAUGCUAUUGCUCUUCAGGUAAUUAAACUGACAUGCGGAGCAGAAAUGCUUCCUCAUAUUGCCCAUGAAGAAUUGGCUAAAGCAGCCUGGGACAAGUUAGGAGCGGCUAAUUAUGCACAACACGGAACCAACACCGGUAAUGAACCGGCUAAUUAUGCGCAACCAGCCGGAAGUAAUGAUGUACCUCCUGCUGAUAAUGCACAACCUGCUGGAAACAACACCGGUGAUGUAGCAGAUAAUAAUGCCCAACCGGCCGGAAACGAUACCGGUGAUGAAGCAGCUAAUAUUGCACAACCGGCCGGGAAUGAUACCGGUGGUGUACCAGCUAAUAAUGCACAAGUGGCCGGAAAAGAUGCCGCCGAUUAUGUACCAGCUAAUAAUGCACAGCCUGUUGGAGACAUCGGUGAUGAACCUACUAAUUUUCCCCAACCUGGAAACUACUCCGGAGGUGAGCCGGCUAGUUUUGUGCAGUCCGGGAAUAACACCGGUAAUGAAGUAUCUAAUUGUCCACAGCCUGGAUCGAACACUGGCGAUGAACCAGCUUAUAUUGCACAUCCAGGAAACAGCACCAGUCAUGAACCAGCUAAUUAUGCACAUCCUAGAAACAACACCGGCAACGAACCAUCUAACAAUGCUCCACCUGGAAACAACACCAGCUGUGUACCAUCUAAUGAUCCACAACCUGGAAACAACACAAAUGGUGUACCAGCAGUCAUAGAACAAACGGAAGAAGAACAUAGCUAUACCCAUCAUGCAGCUCUAUACCAAGCCAUUCACAAAAAUGAUUUGGAAAGUGUGAAUGUACAUCUAAGAGAUAAUCCAAAUGCAGUGACUGCAAGAAUUACAUCAACAGGAGAGACUGCUCUACAUAUUGCUGCUGUAUCUGGAAGAUUUCGUAUUAUGGAACUAUUAUUACAAUUGAUGCCUAUAGAAGCAUUAGAAAUAAAAAAUAAAAAUGGUUCAGCUGCCAUUGCAUUAACAGCACAAGAAGGAUCCAUAGAAAUUGCCAAGCUCAUGGUUGAGAAGAACAUCAAUGUGUUACGGCUUAAAGAUGGAAAAGACAACAUUCCACUUGUAUUGGCCGCAACCAAUGGAAACGAGGGUAUGUUGCGAUAUUUAUACUCAGUGACCCCCAAGGAUGAACUAGAUCCCAAAUCUGGUAAAAAUGGAGCUACUUUUCUUACAGCUGCCGUUUCGGCCGACAUAUAUGAUGUUUCUUUGGAAGUACUACAACGUUACCCCCAAUUGGCGAUUGCUCCAGACUCGGAUGGAAAUAAUGUUAUCAAUGUGUUAUCCGCUAAACCUUGUUCAUUCCCAAGUGGAAAUCGACAUGGAUUCUUGCAGCAAUUCAUUUAUACAUCUAUCCCUGUUGAGCUCGAUUACUUAUCCCGAGCUGCAGACCCAAGUGGGCAUAGUAUACAGAUAAGCUCCGAACCCAAGGUGCAGACAAUUAGCAAAGCCAGACAACAUGGGCUGGUUUGGAAAGCUCUCAUACUACUAGUUCCAGGUGUAAAAAAAAUAUAUGAAAAGAAGGUGAUACAUGUCCAAGCCCUUGAGCUACUCAGAGUUGUUUGUCUGCAAAUCUCGAAGUUGAAUGUCCAGCAGCUUCUAGAGGCCAGAGCAUAUGAUGCAAUAGUUCGCACUGCAAGGUUUGGAAUUAUUGAGUAUUUCAAGGAGCUCCUUGACUCAUCUCCUAAUUUGAUAUUUUGUGUGGAUGUAAGAAACAGUAACGUAGGUCUAUUUCAAGUAGCUGUUUUAAAUAGGCAAGACAAAAUACAUAACUUCAUAUCGAAGAUGGGUCAAAAGAAUAAUCGGGCACAUGUCAUAAGUGAUUCCGGAAACACCAUGUUGCAUCUUGCUGGAUUCUUGGCACCACCAUCUCAACUUGAUAGAGUGUCUGGCGCUGCUCUUCAGAUGCAAAGGGAAAUACAGUGGUUUCAGGAGGUGGAGAAAAUGGUGCAACCAAAGUUCAAAGACAUUUUGAACAAGGAUUUGCUGAAACCUAGUGAGGUGUUUAGAAAUGAACAUAAAGCGUUGGUAAAAGAAGGAGAGGCUUGGAUGAAAGAAACAUCACAAGCAUGUAUGGUUGUUUCAACUCUCAUUGCAACAGUUAUGUUCGCAGCUGCUUUUACAGUACCAGGUGGGAAUAAUCAAGAUACUGGUUUACCCAUCUUCUUGAAAAAUAAUCCCUUGGCUUUCUAUGUCUUUAUCAUAUCAGAUGCAAUUGCACUCUUCGCUUCAUGCACGUCUAUUCUGAUGUUCUUUGCGAUAUUAACAGCGCGCUAUGCUGAACAAGAUUUCUUGAGGUCUUUACCCCAAAAGUUAAUUCUUGGCCUUGCCUCUCUCUUCAUCUCUAUAGCAGCCAUGAUGACAACUUUUGGAGCAACCCUUGUUAUUAUUCUUCAUGGGAAUGUUACUUGGGCUUACGUUCCGGUGACUAUGUUGGCAAGUGUACCAGUUCUCUUAUUUGGUUUCUUACAAUUUCCUCUCUUUGUUGACAUAAUUCUUUCUACCUAUGGUCCUAGUAUUUUUCAUAAGCAAAAAAAUAUCAAAAAGGAAUAAUGAAGCGAGUGGUGUUAACUCUUGAGAAGCUCAAUGUUUAAUGAGUUCCAAGCACUGAAUUUAUAGAUAGCUCUAAUUUUGGUUAUGUUGAAUGGUAGCUUACAUAUUAGCUGCAGUUUGUAAUGCAUCAUUGUCAGUAAUUUGUAAUAUAUCAAAAUAGAACCUUCUUUA
Messenger RNA from Papaver somniferum (opium poppy), 3015 nucleotides. RefSeq lists its product as uncharacterized. Gene Ontology annotation, molecular function: protein binding. The record is from RefSeq and is a predicted model, not a curated record. Bases 124 to 2844 code for a protein of 906 amino acids. NCBI's taxonomy places the organism in Eukaryota, Viridiplantae, Streptophyta, Magnoliopsida, Ranunculales, Papaveraceae. The transcript has 6 exons.